AUGCUACACAGAGUUCGUCAAGAGUCAGCGGAGCAGUCUCAACAGAAGGAAGUGGUACAAGACUCAAUACAAAUACCACACAGAAUUCAUCAAGAGGCUGCUCCGGAUACCACACAAAAUUCGUCAAGAGUCAGCGGAGCAGUCUCAACAGCAGAAAUGGUACAAGACUCAAUACAAGAUGCCACACAAGAUUCGUCAAGAGUCUCCGGAGCAGUCUCAACAGAAGAAAUGGUGCAAGACUCAACAGACGGAAGUGGUGCAAGUCUCAACACAAAAUACCACACGGAAUUCAUCAAGAGACUGCUCCAGAUGCCACACAGAAUUCAUCUCGAGUCAGCGGAGUAG
This is a messenger RNA of Meira miltonrushii, 345 nucleotides long. RefSeq lists its product as uncharacterized. NCBI's taxonomy places the organism in Eukaryota, Fungi, Basidiomycota, Exobasidiomycetes, Exobasidiales, Brachybasidiaceae. The record is from RefSeq and is a predicted model, not a curated record. The transcript has a single exon. The coding region runs from base 1 to 345 and encodes 114 amino acids.